Molecule: messenger RNA, 1923 nt
Organism: Debaryomyces hansenii CBS767
Lineage: Eukaryota; Fungi; Ascomycota; Pichiomycetes; Serinales; Debaryomycetaceae
Product: TLD domain-containing protein
Exons: 1
Coding region: 1-1923 (640 amino acids)
Source: RefSeq, a predicted model, not a curated record
AUGGGUCAAGUUUUGAGUAAGGAUAAUGAAGACGAGGCGAACUUAAACGUCACUCAGAAGCAAUUCACAAAGGACAAAGUCUUAGAGUAUUUUAAUAUCCAAAACCAUUUGCAAUUUCGUCCAGUUGAAAUAAGAGCAAUAACUUCAAAACUAGGUAUAAAGAAUAUCAAAGAAAAGUCUGAUGUUACGUUAAAUGACUUGAUAUAUUUACUUAAAAUAAUAAAAGAUGAAGAUAUUGAAGGUAUAGACCACAACAUUAAGCAUGUACUCAAUAUAUUGAGUAACUCUUUUACAGUCAUUGGGAAUUUUCCAUUUCUACAAAGUGAGACGACACCUAAACUAAGCAUUGAAAGUUUGAUGAAAUCUGCCUUAUUUCAUACUGGUCGCUAUAAGAGAUUGUUAACCGCAGAAUACGACUAUCUAAAGUUAGUCUUUAUAUCGUUGAGUGGUAUUAACAAAACUUAUCUCGAAGAAAAGACCAGCUCUAGUCCCAGUAGUAGUGACGACAAAGAAGAUACAUUGUACAAUCUAGAUGUUAUGGGUUUCUCCUCAGAAGAUGAAGAUAGUAUUUUAUCACGAAAAAUCAAAUGGAAUACGUUCAAUGUGAUACAAUCAUUCGACGACAUUGAUUUGGAUUCUAUAUAUGUUGGUGCAUACGAUUUAUUGAAACUACUUACGUUCUUUUUAAUUCUUUCUUCUGUUCCUGAAAUGAGCCACACGCAAAUGCAAGAUCAUUUGUCAAAAAGCAUUGCAAGAUGGUCUGAAUUUGAAACCUACUGUCUAAGCAUAAUAAGAUAUAUAAAUUUGGAUAUUAAUGUGAAGAAUAUUAAAAGCACUAAGAUUUCAUAUGAGGAGUUUAAAAGAGGAAUUUCCAAUGGUUUUCCACUAUUCUUCUCGAACGCAUGGAUGAAAAUCUUCAAAAAUGGCAUCUUAUCAUCAAUAAGUACUACAGAUGUAGCGAAUUCUAAUAAUGCCCCAGGGUCUCAUGGAGAUGCAAAUGAUAAUGAGGUACCUAAGGUUCACAAGAAAACACCCAAUUUUGUAGAAUCAAAGCUUAUUAAUGAUGCUUCCAUCUCAGUGAUCUCAAUGUGUUUGAAAAAUAUGAAGUCUAACCUAAGCAUUACGACCCAGAAUUUAAUCAAAUUGUAUGCUGGAUCUGAAUCAGGGUUUUCUAUUAGGUCAUUGGAGCUGAAGAUUUUCAAAUGGCAAGCACCUACGCUAUUAUUGGUUUCAGGAAAAAGAGUGAAAAAUAAAACUAUGAAACAUAAUAACAGGUACAUUCAGUUUAAUGAAAUGUAUCCACUGUAUUUUAGGUCUCUGGAAAGCCCAAAAAAAGACUGGCAAGAUGAUAAUGAUAAGAUGACCUACGCUGUAAUUAUAAAUCUGCCUUGGAAAAACUCGAAUAAAAACAACUUUGGUGAUGAAGACACCGUGAUUUUAAACCUCCUGCCAAGAUUCGACUUUUAUAAAAGUGUACAUAACCCUGUCUUAAAUGGUAAGCUGAUAUAUUUCAAUAAUUUGGGUAUGGGUUUAGGGUUUGGAAAUAGUCAACCAAUUAAUAAGAAUACUGUAAAAAAGUUUUUGCCAGGAGAUAUUUCCUUGACAAUCGAGGCUAACUUGGAAUUUGCAAUAUUUAGGCAUAUCUCAUCUCCUAAUUCGAAUGGCGCCUCAUUCUUCCAAAAGUCGAAACAAAAUGAAAUAUCCGUUCAAGAUUUCGAAGAUAGAUUCAUGAUAAGCGACUUGGAAGUUUGGGGAAUAGGCUCUACCAAGGAGUUGGAGGAACAAAGGAAACAGUGGGCGUGGGAAGAGAAGCAAGCUGAAGCAAGACAAAGCGUAAAUUUAAGAGGUUUAGGAGAAGAACGGGCAUUUUUGGAAAUGGUAGGCCUUGUUGGUAACCAUAGUGCUAAUGGUGGUUCUAUGUAA